AUGACCUCCCGUCCGCGGCUCCGGUCGAGCAGCAGAAAGAACACGCCUCUUUCCCCUCCCAAGCCCACGUCGAUCAGCGUCGUCAUCGACGCGCCACCAAAUCACAACAGACGGCGGACGCGUUCAGUCAGCCAACAAGUGGCAGCAGCGCAACAGCUGUCGCAAGAGCUUGAGCAGGGCUUACCCACUGUUGCCGAAGAACGACCGCCAUCUGAGCGAGUCGAGAGUGUCGACAGCAGCAUUUCUGUCUCAAUUGAGGAGGGUUCCACAGGGUCAUCGAUUGAGAGCCUGUUAGAUUCCCUGGAUCGAAAUGCCAUCAUCGACAAUCUGGUCAAAUUGCGCAAUGACUCAGACGGGAUAUUUUCAAUGUUUGAGGGUGAUGAGAAGAACAGAGCAGCAGACGUCUGCGCAAAGCUACUGAAGCUCGACCCUUUGCUCCACCGAAAAUUGUCGCGCCGGGAGGAACAGCUCUUGGCCACCAUGGAAGCAUAUGGAGGUAGCCCAGACUUUAUCAACCCAGAGAUCGUUAUUCGCAAAAUCCUUGAUGACAGUGGACUGCGCAAGAUCAACAACGGCCCAUGGCGCCCCGAUGGUGUCCUUUAUCUGGCCAAUCUUGCCUUGCAGAUGGUCAGGGUAUUGAGCCGCUCUUUAGAAGAACGUCACACUUAUCUCGAGUUGAUGUUCAACAACUUCCCAGCACCUUUUCACGGUCUUGACCCUUUUAUCUCCUCGCCUGACAUGCUGAAAGGUACUUUCCACUGCUAUAUUGAGAUUCUCACUCAGUUCUACAUCCGACAAGUAGAGAUUAAGCAUCACGAAGAGGGAUUCGACCCUGAUGAAUAUCUCGGAAAUGUCUUCUACGACGGACGCUAUAAGAUAAAGGGGUCGUCGGACGAAGCGACCUACGCGAAAGCAAUGUCACGGAUGUCCUCCAUUAAAUCCCAUUUCAACACGGAAAUUGCCCCGUACAUCAAUAUCGAAGCCCUAAGACAACAAUUCCCUUGGUCAGAUUUUGCUGUGCAAGUGGUCAGAUGGAGCCUGGCUCGCAAGAAGGAGUUGGACGAAGUGAUCAAUUCCAGGGGGGGCAUAGAGAAGCUCAUCGAUACGCUUCUUGCUGAAGAUUUCCAAGAUGAGGCAGCUCUCGCGAAUAGACUCAGUCAAGGACCGGAGUUAGCAGGCCUCAACAAGAAAGAGCAGGAUCCUGUCAGAGGCGACAUUCAAGCAGAGCAGGUUGAACAUGCCAAUAACCAAUCUACAAGCCUGAAGCAGAAGGCGGCAACCGGGAGUUUGUCGGGGAAAGCCAUGAAAGCCAACAUUGACAGACUCAAGGCCCUCAAAGUCCAGCAUUCAACACGCCACUCCGGGUCUAAAAUAACCCAAGUUGCUCCAAAUUCGCCAGAACCAGAGCAUGAGAUUCCACGGUCACCAUCGCCAUUUGUCAAUGAAACUCAACCAGGAGCUAUCGAUGGAGGCGACAGCCAAACAGAGAGUCUACCUCAAGCUGCAGCAUCUGACGAAGAGAUCGUCCCAACUCAGCAGACAAACAUAGUCCUAGAGACUGUUCGCCGACAGAAUGAACAGAGCGACAAGGAGAAUAAGAAUCAACCUGCGAGGAAGGCAUCAUUGCUCGACCGUCAAAAGGGGGCAGAGAGGGUGGAAUGGAGCGAACCUUCUGAUAAUGAAGAUACUCCCCGCCAGCUUCCCAAGCGUCGACGACCUCAAACGGUCGAAAUUGACGCCGGCCCUGACGAGUUCGAGACGGAUAAAAGAGCAACAAAGAGAGUUCGUGCUAGUGGUGAAAUCGCUAGACGACAAUCAAGGACGACCCGCCCAAGCCUCCCAGCCGAAGAGGAGAAUACCACAACUACCAGUGGUCAAGAUGCUCGCCUCUCCGACAAAUCCCGGACGGUUGCAUUUGCAAAUCGGGGCCAGCCUUCAAGACUGGCCCGAGCAGUUCGCUCACGGUCGCCAGAAGCCGUGCAACGCGCGUUGUCGAUCGAAUCAUCACAGCCCUCAAGGUCCGGUACACGGAGGUCGCCAUCUGAUCGAGCACCUCUUGAAUCUGUCCCAGCAGCCCAACGAUUACCCUCUUCGAGCGCGCCCACUCGAACUCACCUUGAGAGUUUCAGGUCAUCCAGGCAACCAUCAGAGGCGCCACCACUCGCGUCCCAAAUUGAUCGUGUAAACCAGGAAGCUAAAGCAAGGAUGCGCAUGUCCCGCGAGUUGGCAGCUCCACGGGGCAGUCAAGUUCGUAUACCCUAUACGCAAGACGAGGUCGAAAGAUUGAUGGAGAUGAUCGCAUUGCACGAAACGUCCUGGGCGAUGAUCUUAAAAGAAGACAGAAAACACAAGGAUGGGCCGAUGUUGCAGAGGAGAACCCAGGUGCAGCUAAAGGAUAAGGCGCGGAACCUUAAGUUGGAUUUUCUCAAAGCUCGCGCUCCCUUACCACCAGGAUUCGAGAAAGUGGGGGGUAUCGGCGAAAAGAAAAUCGCGGAGCUGAAAGCACUCGGUAUCGACUACGUUCAAGCACAUGAGGAUGGAGCUCAGGAUCCAGUCCGUUAUACCAAACGUCGGCGCGUGGCCGAUGCUGCUGACAGUGACGACGAGGCUUGA
Messenger RNA from Fonsecaea multimorphosa CBS 102226, 2613 nucleotides. RefSeq lists its product as uncharacterized. The record is from RefSeq and is a predicted model, not a curated record. Gene Ontology annotation, biological process: telomere maintenance via telomere lengthening. Bases 1 to 2613 code for a protein of 870 amino acids. The transcript has 2 exons. NCBI's taxonomy places the organism in Eukaryota, Fungi, Ascomycota, Eurotiomycetes, Chaetothyriales, Herpotrichiellaceae. Gene Ontology annotation, molecular function: double-stranded telomeric DNA binding.